GUACAAUCUGUUUUGAACAGACCAUCAAUCCAUAAAACAACUGGUACUUGCAACUUAAAGGCAAUUUGCAAGAACUCAAUUUGAAAAAUGAAGUUUAUGGUUUUUCUAGUUUGUUUCUGCAGUGCAAAUAUUGUCUGCCAAGUUUAUUCGCGGGAUAUAUCUGCAAGCAGAGAGAAAUUAGGAUUAAACGGAGGCAUGGUAAAUGGGCUGCCUCAGAUGCCACAGGUGGUACCCGGUGUACCAUUAUUAGUUUUCCAGCAGCCUGGUGCUCCUAAUGGGCAGCAAGGUCUAACAGGUCUGCCCCUCACACCUCAACUGAAUCCCAGUCAGCUGCCUCAGCAGGCACUUGGCGUUCCACAACUUCAAGGGCAGCUUCUUCAGAUACCUCAUGGGAUGCUGACUCAGUUAGGCUUUCCUCAACAACCUGGAGCGGGUCUGCCAUACUAUGUUAUAUUACCUCAAUCAAAUGCAGCAGGACUGCAGCAACCAGCAAACCCGGUCCAGCAGCAGGUGCAGUUACAGGGUCUGCCAGUCAAUGUUGGAAACUGUAUCCAACAACUAGCAGUCGCUCAGGCAGCUGCAGUAGCACAGGCAGCACAGGCAGCUCAAGCACAGGCAGCACAGGCAGCUCAAGCACAGGCAGCACAGGCAGCUCAAGCACAGGCAGCACAGGCAGCAGUGAAAUCUGGAAAACGAGUCAAGCACUCAGCAUCUGGAAUGGCUUAUCCAAUUGGAGAGAACGCAGCACCUGAAAGAACUAUCCAAACUCUACCAGUGAUAGAAGCCCAAGAGCCAAUUCCUGGAACUGAAAUGCCUGCGGUCACCGGGGAAGAAACACAGGUCCCCACAGGUUCAAUAGCCACUGGGCCUGCUUCAACUGGAGAAGCAAUAAACCCAUUUUCAGUCUAGGCCCAGUUCAUACUGUGUGUAUCGGGAAGCCUGCAUAAACUUAGGUGAAAAUACGACAGGACAUCUGUUCAAUGUUUUAUGCAACAAAAUAUUAUUAUCUGCUCUUCUAAUUGCAUGUUGCCAGAAGAGUAAUUAAAGCAAAAUGUAGACUGUGUAGAAGAUAUGAAGUGAUUGUACAAAAAUGCUGUUCAUGUUUUAAGUUUCUACAGAAUUACAAUAUAUGUGAAAUAUGCUUUCAUUUGUGUAACCAUCUAAUUCUCCCUGUAUUACAUAAUUUCUUUCAUGUUGCUAAUUGCUCACAUUAUA
Polyodon spathula (Mississippi paddlefish) is the source of this 1215-nucleotide messenger RNA. Its product is annotated as nuclear receptor corepressor 1-like. The transcript is spliced from 12 exons. Lineage: Eukaryota; Metazoa; Chordata; Actinopteri; Acipenseriformes; Polyodontidae. Bases 88 to 909 code for a protein of 273 amino acids. The record is from RefSeq and is a predicted model, not a curated record.